Messenger RNA from Nannizzia gypsea CBS 118893, 2076 nucleotides. RefSeq names its product mRNA export factor mex67. Gene Ontology annotation, molecular function: protein binding; RNA binding. The coding region runs from base 1 to 2076 and encodes 691 amino acids. Gene Ontology annotation, biological process: poly(A)+ mRNA export from nucleus. The record is from RefSeq and is a predicted model, not a curated record. NCBI's taxonomy places the organism in Eukaryota, Fungi, Ascomycota, Eurotiomycetes, Onygenales, Arthrodermataceae. Gene Ontology annotation, cellular component: nucleus. The transcript is spliced from 3 exons.
AUGAACAGCUCCAACAACCGCGGCAGAGGCUCCCGAGGCAGGACUGGAGGAGCGGAUCGCGGUGGCAUCCGUAAACGACCCGCCACUCCUCGAGUUGAUCGAGAUGGAGACAUGGACAUGGCUGCCUCUGGUGCAAGUGCUGGGAAAGGCCGGAUAAGAAGUUCUCGUGGAGUUGCUCCGGGAAGAUCGUCAAGAAGACCAGGCGAGAAAGAAAAGACGAUCGAUGCUCUUCAAAAGGCCAUAUUCAGCAGCUCUUCCUCCCAGGCCAAUAUCAGACAUGGGCGUGGGAUUCCAGAUGGACCUCUGAGGCGGAAUCUAACCCAGAUCAAAGUAAGCGGGUGGAAAAACAGCAAAGCGGCAUCGAAUCCCGACGGUGGCGUUGUCAGUCUUGUUGCAUUUUUGGAGAAGAAAUCGGCGCCGCCCGACCAGAACGCUACGGCCCCUGGACGAUUCAAAAUUACAAAGUCGCGGGUUGAAGGCGACAGUAUGAUAAUAUCAGUUCGACCCGAGCAGGUGGAUGGAUUUUUACGAUUAAAUGGAUUUUCCUUUGCCGGAGCACCCCUUACAGUGGAGCUACUUGAUGGAGUAUCUAUGGCAAAUGCCCCUUCACAGUCGAGUCAAGGGCCAUCUCAAGCCGCGAUCGAUACGAAGGCUAAGAUGAGUGCUUUUCUCGCAAAGAGAUAUUCAGAGCCAGGAAAACUACUUGAUCUAUCAAAGUUGGGUACAGAUCCCGAUUUAGUGGAGAUGGGCAUGUUUAACAGCGUAUCAACGGAAUCGAAAUUUUUCCCGGCACUCAUGAAAGUGUGCGAGCUUACUUUCGACUCUGCUGCCAAAAGAAAGGCAGCGGUCGUCAGCGUCAGCUUAGCGCACAAUCAACUGCCAAGUCUUACUGCUGUCACUUCUCUUGCACAAACGUUCCCGGAUAUCAAAAACCUCGAUUUAUCGCAUAAUCAGUUCAAGGAUAUCACAAGUUUAAGUAGCUGGAGAUGGAAAUUUCGUGGCCUCGACUUUCUAGAUCUUACAGGAAACCCAGUAUGCUCAGAGCCAAGUUUUAAGGAAACCAUGAUAAAAUGGUAUCCUCAGCUUCGGACAUUGAACAAUGCGGCAGUUAGGACAGCCGAAGAAAUUGCGGCGCAGAAGAAGACUCCCAUCCCCGUGAUGGGCCCCAGUUUUCAGGACGAGGGUCAGAUUGCGGAAAAUUUUGUCAAGGCUUUCUUUGCCGGGUUCGACAACAACCGAAAUGAUCUUCUCAACGGGAUUUAUGAUGCGAAAUCUAUAUUUUCGUACAAUGUCAACACUGUGGCGCCACGGGCGGCACAGACGGAAUCAACACCUCCAUGGGACGCAUACAUUCGGAAAAGCAGGAAUCUCGUGAAAAUCAGCCACCUCCCGGCCCGUGUAUCACGCAGUUUUGUCGGUACUGAAAGCAUCCGCGAAGUAUGGAAUUCAUUCCCACAAACUAAACACCCAGAAAUUGUUUCCAACCCCAAGGAAUGGCUGAUAGAAUGUCACCCCAUUCCCGGUCUCCCUGAUAUCAACAACCAAAGUGCUACUGGUGUUGGCGGCCUUUUAAUUACAGUACACGGAAAAUUCGAAGAGAUAUAUCCUGGUGCCGGAACCAAAUCUCAAACCCGCAGUUUCGACCGGACAUUUGUCCUUGGGCCCGGAAAUGGCCUAGGGGGGCUUAGGGUUAGCAACGACAUGCUUUGCCUUCGAGUAUUUGGGGAUUGUACUGCAUGGAUUCCAGAGCAUGAACAAGCUACAGCUGCACCUGUACCCCAAGCUCCUCCACCGGUAGUGGUCACACCAGCUCAGCCUGCGGCCGUUCCGCAAAUAGCAACUCAGCAUCCAGAAGCAAAGCCGGGUUACGGAACACCUCAGCCGGGAAAGUCCGAGGAAGCUCUUAAACAAGAGCAGCUUAUACUGGAGAUAAGCUUCAAAACCAAGAUGACGCUGCAGUUCUCUGAAAUGGCUCUCAGUGGUAACAACUGGGAUAUGAAUUUGGCGUUAAAGAAUUUUGAAGAACUAAAGGCACAUGGAAACUUGCCCGCCAAUGCAUUUUUGCCAGGUGCAUGA